AUGACCUUGAACUUUCUACUUGAGUUUAUCAUAUUGGUUUGGCAGCGGACAUUACUAAACUUCAGUCUAUUGGCCGCGAGCAUUAAUAUUGCCGAUAUCACCCCACCGGGGGUCGCUUCUCCCAGCUACCUAGGAGGGGGCUUUAUACAGCCGUCUCUUCCAUCUCCGGCUCCUUCGCAAUCCACGGCCAUUCCCUCUAUCCUUCCCGAGCAAAGAUCUCAUCCGCUUCGAGCGGGUUCCAUGAAGGAGACCACUGUGAUCAAUCACGUCGACAAGACCAUCCUCACCAUCAACCGGCGACAUGCUAAGAAAUUCAGCAGCGCUUAUGACGAUCAAAGCCAGCCCGAUUCUGGACGAGGGUAUGAGAGCUUCCAGGAAGUUGCCAAAGACAUCGAGGGGUUGGUCGAUGUUCUUUGGGUCAGUGGAACGCCGUCGCUCCAAAUACCGUAUCUGAUUUCUUUGGCGGUGCUAAUAAACUCAUAUCUUCCCGAGUACCCUUUUUCUCCAAAGGCAACUUUCCGUCUACUCAAAAGGUUGGACUCCGUGUUUGCCUCUCUGUUGACCGGAGAGGACGCGGAUUCGGGCGCCCCUCUAUCUGGGUUUGAGAGCAGGUCCAAUAUUGUCUCGAUGACGGAGAAGGUCAGAAUCAAGAGCAUCGCUGAGACGUGCCGUGUAGCCGUUGUGGAGGCCAGGGAGCAAGUUGACGAACCCGCCGGUCAGGAGGAAGAUGAGGACAGCGGCGGCGACGACGACGACGACGAUGACAUAGAAGAUGUUUACGGAACCGGCGACUACUCUCCCGAUGCCCCUGGAAGGUGGGAGAUGGAAACUGCUCGGGUCUACGAGAAGACAAUACAGUUGUUAGGGGAUGACUUGGGGAAAGCCGGUGACAUCUGGGAUGAUAACAUGGCCGCUGGCGAUACGUGUUAA
Molecule: messenger RNA, 930 nt
Organism: Aspergillus tanneri
Lineage: Eukaryota; Fungi; Ascomycota; Eurotiomycetes; Eurotiales; Aspergillaceae
Product: general transcription factor IIH subunit TFB6 family
Exons: 3
Coding region: 1-930 (309 amino acids)
Cellular component (GO): transcription factor TFIIH holo complex
Source: RefSeq, a predicted model, not a curated record